UUACUUUUUACAGACACUGAAAAGUUGCACAAUUGAAGAGAGAGCAAGUAAGCCAUUUUUUUUUUUUUUCUUCAGCAGCUACAGUAAGUGAGUAAGGCUAAAUAAUUAUGGCGACUACCGUGGUUGUCCAGCAGCCACAUGUGAAGGUAAAAACUCAAAUGAGUGCCUGGAGUACAGGACUGUUUGACUGUUGCCAGGACAUGAAUUCUUGUUGCUAUGCAUACUGGUGCUGCCCAUGCUUUGCCUGCUCCACCACUGGGGAGUUUGGGGAGAGCACCUGUCUGCCUCUGAUAGACCUGUUAGGCCCAGGUCUUAUGGCUGCUUUCGGAAUGGUAGUAUGUGUGCCACCUGUUACUUUGGGAAUGAGGGUGGCAGUUCGUCACAGAUACGACAUUGGGGGCAGUCUCUUUGAGGAUAUCCUGGUGUCCUGUUGUUGUGUCUGGUGUUCCUGGUGUCAAAUGAACAGAGAAAUCAAAGAACGUAAAAAACCCAUCACUGUAGUGACCAUGCAGCCUGUGGUUCAAGCUGUUCCCAUUACAACCACCACAGAAGUUCUCUCUGUCAGACAGCAGUCGACUGAAGUGAUGGGCAUGGCAUAGGUAGCAGUCGCACCUCCUCCAAUCCCGAUGUCACCGAUCCAGACUGGUUCACCUGUUGUCAUGACAGUUGUUCCAUAGAAGGUUGCCCAGCAGCCACAUGGAUGUGACCUGAAAGAUUUUGACAGAUAGUUCAGGUGUUUAAUACGUAAUGACUGUUCUUAAUGUGCAAAGUUUAUGCCAUUGACUAAAGACAACUUCUGUGUAUACACACUAAUAUAAUUCUAAGUGACCUUGAAAAGAAUGAUCAAUAAGAGUGGUGUAAUAUCUAACCUGCAUGAUUAAUAUAAAUGAUUUUGUGUGAAUGACUUUUUGGGAAAUGCAUUUGGGAAAUACUAUUUCUGUGGCUUUAUAUUGCUUAUUCUGUGUGAGUUUGGGUCAGGUAACCUGAGUUAUUCAAAUAUAAAUAAUUGAGUACAUCUUUGUAUAAAUCUAUUUUUCCUGAAAGCAUGGACAGUUCUUGAUUAAGUGUUUCAAGGCCAUCUUUUCUAUAAUUUAAUGUGAGUCUUAAACAGAAGAAGUGUCCAGACAACUUUUUAUUUUAAAGACAGCAUACACUCAAGCUUGCUUGAUGACCCAUGCAGAAUCUUGUAUUUCUUACUCAUUUUAUUUUAUGUUUCUUUGUUUUAAA
This is a messenger RNA of Myxocyprinus asiaticus (Chinese sucker), 1227 nucleotides long. RefSeq names its product cornifelin-like. Bases 108 to 599 code for a protein of 163 amino acids. The record is from RefSeq and is a predicted model, not a curated record. The transcript has 4 exons. Lineage: Eukaryota; Metazoa; Chordata; Actinopteri; Cypriniformes; Catostomidae.